Ricinus communis (castor bean) is the source of this 1476-nucleotide messenger RNA. Its product is annotated as methionine aminopeptidase 1D, chloroplastic/mitochondrial. Lineage: Eukaryota; Viridiplantae; Streptophyta; Magnoliopsida; Malpighiales; Euphorbiaceae. Gene Ontology annotation, biological process: proteolysis. The record is from RefSeq and is a predicted model, not a curated record. The transcript is spliced from 10 exons. The coding region runs from base 80 to 1132 and encodes 350 amino acids. Gene Ontology annotation, molecular function: metalloaminopeptidase activity.
GUGUAAGUGGAGUAUAACGGAUAAACCAGAAACCAGAGAGGAGCAGAAAAGAGUUCUGAAAGAAAGAGAGAAAAAGAAAAUGGUAGGCGCCUCCUCUCUGCAGCAAAGACUCAUAUAUUCUCUUGUAGGAGAUUGUUUUAUCCAAUCAAAACAUCCUCUUUCUAAGCUCUUUCACUACGAUCCAGGAAGAAAACAUGUGUCGAUGCAACUAUCUAGAGGACUUUCUGGCUUAACUGAUCUUCUUUUCAGUAGAAGAAAUGAGGAUGAAGGGACAAACAAUAAGCGUAAACGACUAAGGCCAGGAAAGAUAUCUCCUUGUCGGCCUGUCCCAAAUCAUAUACAACGACCUCCCUAUGUUAAUUCUCGGCAACCACCUGGGAUUGCAAGUGGACCUGAAGUGCAUGACGAGAGGGGGAUAGAAUGCAUGAGAGCUUCUGGAAAGCUUGCUGCACAGGUCCUUGAAUAUGCUGGGACACUAGUGAAGCCAGGCGUGAAGACAGAUGACAUUGAUGAAGCAGUUCACCAGAUGAUUAUUGACAAUGGAGCAUAUCCUUCGCCUCUUGGCUAUGGUGGAUUUCCUAAGAGUGUCUGCACAUCAGUGAAUGAGUGCAUUUGCCAUGGCAUACCAGACUCUCGUGCCCUUGAGGAUGGGGAUAUUAUCAAUAUUGAUGUUACAGUUUAUCUAAAUGGUUAUCAUGGCGAUACAUCUUCAACUUUCUUCUGUGGCGACGUUGAUGAUCAAGCCAGAAAUUUGGUUCAGGUAACAAAAGAAUGCCUUGAUAAAGCAAUAUCAAUAUGUGCACCAGGAGUGGAGUAUAAGAAAAUCGGCCACACAAUACAUGCCUAUGCAGAUAAACAUCGCUAUGGUGUUGUUCGACAAUUUGUUGGCCAUGGUGUUGGGCGUGUCUUCCAUGCCGAUCCAGUUAUUCUACACUACAGAAACAAUGAUGGUGGGCGCAUGAUGUUGAAUCAAACCUUUACAAUCGAGCCAAUGCUGACAAUUGGUAGCAUCAACCCAGUCAUGUGGAACGAUAACUGGACAGUUGUCACAGAAGAUGGUAAUCUAUCCGCGCAGUUUGAGCAUACCAUUCUAAUAACAAAAGAUGGGGCUGAGAUCUUGACCAAGUGUUGAAUGUGUAUUUAGAAAGUAUGGCUGAACCCUCCCAAGUCUAUCCAUUUACAUAAGCUAGAUGUGAUUGAAUUUGCCUCGUGCUAAAAAUUCUAUUGCAGGGGCAACAUGUUCUUUACCUCUACUAUGUAUUUUUUCUGGAUGCCAUUAAAUCCAUUUUUGGUUGUAAUUUGUAACUUAUUCAUGCUCUAUUUGUUCAAGGGCCUCCUGCAAAUUACAUGAAUUAUUGGUUCAGUAACUGUAAGCAUAGUAAAAGUGUAUUACUUAUGUUAUCAAAAAUUAGAUAACUCUGAAUAAUCCUUUCUGAUCAAUAAGAACUGAAUUAUCUCUCUGAUUCCAACAUAAAA